This is a messenger RNA of Colletotrichum tamarilloi, 831 nucleotides long. RefSeq names its product alcohol dehydrogenase GroES-like domain-containing protein. Gene Ontology annotation, molecular function: oxidoreductase activity, acting on NAD(P)H, oxygen as acceptor. The record is from RefSeq and is a predicted model, not a curated record. Gene Ontology annotation, cellular component: intracellular anatomical structure. Lineage: Eukaryota; Fungi; Ascomycota; Sordariomycetes; Glomerellales; Glomerellaceae. The coding region runs from base 1 to 831 and encodes 276 amino acids. The transcript has 3 exons.
AUGGUUCUUCCAAGCCACCCAAACCCGACAGCGCCCGUCAUCGCGCAUUUUGACCUGACCGGCAAGACAGCCAUCGUUACCGGCGGAACCCGAGGUAUCGGCCUGGAAGUUGCCCGCGGACUCGCUGAGGCCGGUGCCAAGGUCGCAAUCACAUACACGAGCACCGACCCCACAGAAGCCGAUGCCACGGCUGCCAAACUAUCUGCAUCAGGCAAUGGGGUGCUUGUAAAGGCGUACAAAUGCAACGUCCGCAACAGGGCGGAAGUGGAAUCCGUCAUUGAGACUGCGACAAAGGAAGUCGGAGGCGGCAAGCUCGACGUUGUCGUUGCCAAUGCCGGAAUCGCAGACCACAUCCCUGCCAUCGAAUAUCCAGAGGACAAGUUCCGUGAUAUGCUGGACGUCAAUUUCCACGGGGCUUUUUGGACUGCGCAAGCUGCUGCCAAGGUCUUCGAGAGGCAGUUGAAAGGUGGUAGUGACGGUCGAGGGAGCAUAAUCUUCACGGCUUCAGUUUCCGCCAUCUUGGUUAACGUCCCGCAGAAGCAGGCGGCGUAUAAUGCUAGUAAGGCGGCGGUGGUGCACUUGGCCAAGUCGUUGUCUGUCGAGUGGGUCGACUUUGCGAGAGUGAACUGCGUAUCGCCCGGUUUUAUUGCAACGGAUAUGCUUUCGGUGCAUCCCGAGGAGUGGAGGAAGAAGUGGUUCUCCAUGAUCCCGGGCGAUCGUCUCUGCGAGCCUGCUGAAUUGAAAGGAUCUUACGUGUAUUUGGCAAGUGGUGCGAGCAGUUACAUGACAGGCGCAAAUCUGGUUAUUGAUGGUGGUUACACGUUGCCAUAG